Lucilia cuprina (Australian sheep blowfly) is the source of this 2538-nucleotide messenger RNA. RefSeq names its product src substrate cortactin (gene Cortactin). The transcript has 6 exons. Gene Ontology annotation, molecular function: actin filament binding. Gene Ontology annotation, biological process: regulation of actin filament polymerization. Gene Ontology annotation, cellular component: site of polarized growth; cortical actin cytoskeleton; actin filament. The record is from RefSeq and is a predicted model, not a curated record. Lineage: Eukaryota; Metazoa; Arthropoda; Insecta; Diptera; Calliphoridae. Bases 250 to 2022 code for a protein of 590 amino acids.
GAAACAAGAAAGAUAAAAAAUUUCUACAAAAAUCGGCUUUCUUCCAUAAAAAUUAUUAAUAUUUAGUAAAUUAAAAUUAUUUAUAAAGUUUUAUUAAUAAAAUUAAAAUUAUUGUUUAUUGCUCAAUUGUUUUUAAGGUGACUAAUCAAUUGUAAUCUUAUACAUUAAAAUAUCACUAUUAUUAAUACCAUUGUGUAGCGUUUAAUACUUUGGCUAAAGAGUAGAAAAGAAAAGAAAUUUUAAGUGAAAAUGUGGAAAGCCACUGCUGGUUUGCAAAUACAAAAUGCCGCUGAUGCUAAUGAUGAUGACUGGGAGACUGAUCCUGAUUUUGUUAACGAUGUCAGUGAACAGGAACAGAGAUGGGGUGCCAAAACCAUAGAGGGUAGUGGUCGUACGGGCGGAGCUAUAGAUAUGGAUAAACUGCGUUCCGAAACAGAAAAAGCAGAUCAAGAUAAAAAACGCAAGGAAAUUGAAGAAAUCAAUCCGGGCUAUGGUUAUGGUGGUAAAUUUGGUGUACAAACCGAUCGCAUGGACAAAUCGGCUGUGGGUCAUGACUACCAGGGCAAGGUAGAGAAACAUGCCUCACAAAAAGAUUAUGCCACUGGCUUUGGUGGUAAAUUUGGUGUUCAGUCUGAUCGUGUAGAUAAAUCUGCUGCCGGUUGGGAUCACAUAGAAAAGGUGGAGAAACAUGCCUCACAAAAAGAUUAUGCCACUGGAUUUGGUGGCAAAUUUGGUGUUCAAUCUGAUCGUGUAGACAAAUCUGCCGUUGGUUGGGAUCAUGUCGAAAAGGUUGAGAAACAUGAAUCACAAAAAGAUUAUUCUAAAGGCUUUGGUGGUAAAUUUGGUGUUCAGGAAGAUCGCAAAGAUAAAUCUGCUGUGGGUUGGGAUCAUAUUGAAGCACCACAGAAACAUGAAAGUCAAGUGGAUCAUAAAAUUGGUUUCGGCGGCAAGUUUGGUGUACAAAAAGAUCGUAUGGAUAAGUCGGCUGCCUCCUACGAUGAUGGUGGUAAACAACAAGUUGGCACAAAUUAUACAAAAACUAAACCAGUCAUUGAGGGUGUUAAACCCUCAAACCUACGAGCUAAAUUUGAAAAUUUAGCUAAAAACUCCGAAGAAGAAAGUCGCAAACGAGCUGAAGAACAAAAACGUUUACGCGAAGCUAAAGAUAAAAGAGACCGCGAAGAGGCGGCUAAGAAAACAGUGGUGGAGAAUAAACCACUACCAGCGGCCGAUGAAGCUAAACAACCGCCACCAAAGGGAGCACGUUCCCAUAUUGUGACUGGUCGUGAAGGUGGCAUAGGUAAUGCUAUAAGUGCAUUCAAUCAAAUGCAAUCACCCACUAAGGAGGAAACUACCGCUGUACGCAAAGAACCCAUACACAUUCCAAGAGAAGUUAAGAGCGAGGUAAAGACGGAAGUAGAACAAAUUGAAGAGAUUAAACAGCAGCCGCAACAACAUCAACCAGAAAUAGUGGCUGAAGUUAAGCAGGAAGUGCAACAAAAAGUUAUGGCUCCACCUCCUGAUCUAAUACCCUCUAUAGAAAUACAAACUGUGGCCACACCACCUGAAGUGCAAUCACCUGAACCACCUCAUACCACUGAAAAUGCUCAAGUCUCAACAGCUUCGCCAGCUGCAGCAGUGGUAGAUGAACCCGAGCCUUUAUAUCAAAAUCAAAGUGAAAUUCAACAACAUUCUGUUCCUAAAUCACCAGAACCUUCUAUACAAGAACCACAACAACAGCAACAAGCUCAACCUGUGUCUCAAACUGAAACUGCCGUUGCUCAGGAACCUGAACUCUAUGGAAAUUCUGAAAAUCUAGCCGAUUAUAUUGAAGAUACUCAUAUUCAUGCUAUUGCUUUGUAUGAUUAUCAAGCUAACGAUGACGAUGAAAUAUCCUUUGAUCCUGAUGACAUUAUUACGCAUAUUGAAAUGAUCGAUGAAGGCUGGUGGCGUGGCUUAUGUAAAAAUCGUUAUGGUCUCUUCCCGGCUAAUUAUGUGCAAGUUAUUAAUAAUCAAAAUUGAGUUCUUAUAGCUGAGCAAGACAACCUUCAUGCCCAACUCCAAUAACAACUAUUGAAGUUUUUUCUAAAUCAAAAUUUUGUUUAAGUAUUUUCUUUUCUUUAUUCUACUUUUCUAAACAACGAUAAUAUUGAUUUUCUUUUUCUGUUUACAAAUCAAGUCAAUUUACAUAUUAAAUGUAUGGGUAUUAAACAUUCUUUUUUUUUGUAUGUUUCAAACAUAUAUGUAUUUUUUACAAAUAUUUUAUUUUUAUAUUUACAAAUUUUUUUAUUUUUAUUAAAUGCAUUUUUGUCAACAUUUCAUUUAAACUAAAUUAAGCAUUUAACAUCUAAAAAAUAACAUUGUUAUAAUAAAAUCAUUACAAAUUUGAAAAAAAUUCAUAUUUAAAGACAAGGCAUACGUACACUACAAAAUUGUGUCAAAAACAAGUCAAUAGUUAAACAAAAAUCUAAACAAAAAUUAUUAAGAAAUUAUGCAGACUGUAUUAAAAGUUUUACUAAAUAAAAGUUGAACCUUAUU